Molecule: messenger RNA, 1813 nt
Organism: Diabrotica virgifera virgifera (western corn rootworm)
Lineage: Eukaryota; Metazoa; Arthropoda; Insecta; Coleoptera; Chrysomelidae
Exons: 5
Coding region: 221-1681 (486 amino acids)
Source: RefSeq, a predicted model, not a curated record
AUUUGUAAGGUGACUGUUGUCGGAUUUUUGUUUUUUUUUAUUAAGAAAAAGUCGCAUCCACCUAAUGGUUAUUAGCGACGGAACAAUACAUAGGUUAAACAAAAAUGUGGUACAAUAUAAGUAUAGUACAAUGUUCUUACCGGUUGUAGUUGUAGACUUAGCGGCUCGUAUUUCCCUGUGAAUUAAUACCAAGUGAAGUGAACAGUUUUAAACAAUUACAAUGUCUGUACCUCAUUGGUCUCCACAAACACGUUGGAAUAAGAAUACCUUAAAAGUAUUAAAUGAAUUUUCCUCGAAUAUUGCCUCUGUGGAAAAUGUUAAUAGCAUUAUAGAGAAAAGUGACAAGUUUCCUAUAAAAUUUCCAACCAAAUCUAAUAGAUGCAAUUUUCUGAAGACUAUCGUAAAGGAAGAAAGUUUAACUUCAAAUAUAAACUCAGUUUAUCCAGUCUUACACGAAAGCGUGUUAAAGUUAUGUUGUCACUUUAUUUUGUUAAAAAGAAGCCAUGGAAAUCUAAUCGAAAAAGACUAUUAUCGAGACUUGAGUCUUAAAGACCUCAUAAAUAAGAUGUUGUUUAAAAGGGCUGUAGUUUUCUUGAACGAAGACGAUAGUUAUUUGCUUCUUAAUAAUAAAAGUGGAAGCGGAAAGUGGGAAACCAUUGGAACUCCUAAUCAAGUGAUCUCUAUUAAAGAAUGUAUGUCAUACGAUGAAAUAAAACUAUCAGCUUUGCUUUCUGUGAGCUCGAUGACAUAUUUCAUAAAUAAAGGCCAUAGAACCAAUAUUGGAAAAUAUGAGGCAGACAGGAGCAUUGUUGAAGAAGAGGGUAUAAUAAUCGGACUAAUAGGACCGAGAUUCGAAAAGAGUAAUGUUAUGGAAUACCAGGAGAUUGUGAUUGGUAAAAAGCAAAAUACUACCAGUAAUGGCUUUGGUACUUCGGUUGAACAUACUACUCCAAAAUUGUUUACAUCGUUUUAUGACGAAGAAUGUCUCACAUACGAAGAAGCAAUCGAGAGAAAAAAGAAAGUGGAUGGAAAAUUUCACGUCAUUUAUAAUGAUAUCUUGUUUGAUAACGAUUUGUACUACAAAAGGCUAACAAUAUCAAUAGACACGUUAUUGAUUGAAGCUAACUCAAGAGCAAAACAGAAAUCCACCACGGCAUAUAUACACGUUGUCGGACUUGGAUUGGGUGUAUGGAAAAUUUCCGACCACCAGAACAAACUAUUUAUGGAUUCUUUUGCAAAAAGAUUACAGUGCCUUGGUGAAAAAUUACAAUACGUUAGUGAUAUUUGUUUUGCCUAUAUCCAUGAGAGUCGCUGUGGAAGUUACGGAAACGGUGACAUUUUUUCUAUAAAAAAUCAUGCAAAGGGAGGAAUAAAAAUUCACAUAUUUAACAGAGAACCACAUGCCAAACUAGUAAACGAAGAUGCAGGAAAACUAUUAGUCGUUUCUUAUGCUUGGGAUGGAAAUGCUUUACCAGGAAACGAAUAUUGGCUGGGAAGCUUAGCAGGUAGUGGAGAUCCAGCUGCUGCGUGCUCUACUCAAAUAUGUGAAAUACACAAUCCUCACAUUAAUUCUCUUGUCUGUGCCGAUAACUUACAUGUGGUUACGGAAGAUGGUGUUUUUUCCAUAGAAGAUUAUAAGAAGUUGACCAAUGACAAAGAAAACUUAAAAGGGAAAGUCUGAAAUUUGGGAUAUGUUAUCCAAUUAAUUAUUAUAUCAAGUAUUUGAUAUAUUUUAUAAUAGUACAAACAAUAAUUAAAAAGUAUAUUAUAUAAAACUAACAAUAUGUACUAAUAAAAUGCUUGGAUCCAUUAA